AUGGAAGCUCCAGUUAUUGUCGCAACGUUUCCACCUGUAGAACUUCUUCAACAACCUCCACCAACUGAAUCUGCGAUGUUGAUCUCACUGACGGUUGGAAAAGUCGAUGCAGGCGUCGCCGUCUUGCUGACGAAUGAUAAACGACUCGUACGUUGCGUUGUACCCCGGAAGAUUCAAGAUUCCCUUCAUACCCAACAAUUUCCGGCGACCCUCUGACCAAGCUAAUGACAACCCAUUCAGAUUGAGUUCCCCUCUAUUCUCCUUCCACCAAACAUCUCCUCUGGGAGCAUUGUCGAUAUUACCGUCUCGAGAAACUUUACUUCUGAACAAAAAUCCCAAUCCGCCUUCCUCGCGCUUCAAGACUCCAUAUUCUCGUCAUUUGGGGAUUCAGAGCCCCUUCCACCAGUCCUUCGCUGCAAGAAUGCCACUCAAACCUCCGUAGUCCUCGAAUGGGAUCCUAUCGAACUCGCCACAGCCGAUUGCAUUUCGCUUUCUCUAUUCCGUAAUGGGCAGAAGGCAGGGAACAUCCCGCGCCCGACCAGUAUGCACACCACCAAGAUCAGUGGUUUGGCGGUUGAUACGGAAUACUCCUUCCAUUUGGUUUUGAGAACGAGUGCUGGAACAUUCAGCAGUGAGAAGUUGGUAGUCAAGACACAUAAGAUGACGGACUUGAGCGGAAUCACCAUCACGCCUGGAAUUCUGCAUGCCCAAAUCAGAGACAGUCUCACCACUGCAGUUGAGAGAAUAGGAGCAAAGCUGGCAGAUUCAGUACGAAUUGACACAACACACUUUGUGACCACUGAAGGACGAGGAAUAGCAUGGGAGAAGGCCGUGGAGAUGAACAUCCCAGUUGUGCGGCCAGAAUGGGUAGAAGGAUGUGAAAGAAAUGGUCGAAUCGUGGGUGUAAGAGAAUAUUACCUAGAUGCCGACCCAAGCAAGCGCCAGAUCCCACCUCUUCGCGAAGCAUCACCACCAAAGGAACCCUCGGUCAGUCCGCCCGCGGACCGAAGAACGAACGGAACGAAUGGAAGCUCUCAAGGCAUACCACCUACACCACCAGCAAAGGACACACCUAAACCAGACGAUGAAGUAAGCAGCGAAGAGGAGGCCGACGAGGAGAAAUCCAACGUACAAGAUGAGCAGAAAGUCCGGGUCGAAGAUCGCGAACAACAUAAAGUCGCCCUUCGUCCGAAUGAGUUGUCGCCACCGAAACCCGAGGAGAGGGAGAGGGAGAGACAGGGAUCUGAUUCAUCGCCCGCUUCUGGUAGUAGGACGCCUGGACAGUCCAGUUUCCAAGAUAUCGCUCUUUAGUUUUCUGUUGUCCUCGGCCAUUUUGCGCCCUGUUCCCAUAUACCUAAGAUGUUUUUUUCUUUCUUCUGCUUUUGCGCUGGUGG
Molecule: messenger RNA, 1394 nt
Organism: Hymenoscyphus albidus
Lineage: Eukaryota; Fungi; Ascomycota; Leotiomycetes; Helotiales; Helotiaceae
Source: the annotation of a GenBank genome assembly